Saimiri boliviensis boliviensis (Bolivian squirrel monkey) is the source of this 3553-nucleotide messenger RNA. Lineage: Eukaryota; Metazoa; Chordata; Mammalia; Primates; Cebidae. The record is from RefSeq and is a predicted model, not a curated record.
UGACAACCUGGAGCUGAAGAAGCUGGUAUACCUCUACCUGAUGAAUUAUGCCAAGAGUCGGCCUGACAUGGCUAUUAUGGCCGUCAACACCUUUGUGAAGGACUGUGAGGACCCCAACCCCCUCAUCCGAGCCCUGGCGGUGCGGACCAUGGGCUGCAUCCGCGUUGACAAGAUCACAGAGUACCUGUGUGAGCCACUCCGGAAGUGCCUGAAGGAUGAGGAUCCAUACGUGCGCAAGACAGCAGCUGUGUGCGUGGCCAAGCUUCACGACAUCAACGCCCAGCUGGUGGAGGACCAGGGCUUCCUGGACACCCUUAAAGACCUCAUCUCUGACUCUAACCCCAUGGCGGUGGCCAAUGCUGUAGCAGCGCUCUCGGAAAUCACGGAGUCUCACCCCGGCAGCAGUCUGCUCGAUCUGAACCCACAGUCCAUCAACAAGCUCCUGACAGCCCUGAAUGAGUGCACCGAGUGGGGCCAGAUCUUCAUCCUGGACUGCCUGGCCAACUAUACGCCCAAGGACGACCGUGAGGCCCAGAGCAUCUGUGAGCGGGUCACACCCAGGCUCUCCCACGCCAACUCUGCUGUGGUGCUCUCUGCUGUGAAGGUGCUGAUGAAGUUCAUGGAGAUGUUGUCCAAGGACCUGGACUACUACGGCACACUUCUCAAGAAGCUGGCCCCACCCCUGGUCACACUGCUGUCGGCCGAGCCGGAGCUGCAGUACGUGGCUCUGCGCAACAUCAAUCUCAUCGUGCAGAAAAGGCCUGAGAUCUUGAAGCACGAGAUGAAGGUGUUCUUCGUGAAGUACAACGACCCUAUAUACGUGAAGCUGGAGAAGCUGGACAUCAUGAUCUGCCUGGCCUCCCAGGCCAACAUCGCCCAGGUAUUGGCAGAGCUGAAAGAGUAUGCAACGGAAGUGGAUGUGGACUUUGUACGGAAGGCUGUGCGUGCCAUUGGCCGCUGCGCCAUCAAGGUGGAGCAAUCUGCGGAGCGCUGUGUGAGCACGCUGCUCGACCUCAUCCAGACCAAGGUCAACUAUGUAGUCCAGGAGGCCAUCGUGGUCAUCAAGGACAUCUUCCGCAAGUACCCCAACAAGUAUGAGAGUGUGAUUGCCACGCUGUGUGAGAACCUGGACUCGCUGGAUGAGCCUGAGGCCCGGGCUGCCAUGAUCUGGAUCGUGGGCGAGUAUGCGGAGCGGAUCGACAAUGCAGAUGAGCUGCUGGAGAGCUUCCUAGAGGGCUUCCAUGAUGAGAGCACCCAGGUCCAGUUGCAGCUGCUGACCGCCAUCGUGAAACUCUUCCUGAAGAAGCCAACAGAAACACAGGAGCUAGUGCAGCAGGUCCUCAGUUUGGCCACUCAGGACUCAGAUAACCCGGACCUGCGGGACCGUGGCUACAUCUACUGGCGCCUGCUCUCCACGGACCCAGUGGCAGCCAAGGAGGUGGUGCUGGCGGAGAAGCCGCUCAUCUCUGAAGAGACAGACCUCAUCGAGCCCACGCUGCUGGACGAGCUCCUCUGCUACGUCGGCACGCUGGCCUCCGUCUACCAUAAGCCUCCCAGUGCCUUUGUGGAGGGGGGCCGGGGCGUCGUACACAAGAGCCUGCCACCCCGCACUGCCUCGAAUGAGAGCACAGAGAGCCCCGAGACGGCCCCUGCUGGAGCACCUCCCGGGGAGCAGCCAGAUGUCAUCCCCGCCCAGGGCGACCUGCUGGGUGACCUCCUCAACCUGGACCUCGGCCCCCCGGUGAGCGGCCCGCCCCUGGCCACCUCCUCAGUGCAGAUGGGAGCUGUAGACCUUCUUGGCGGUGGCCUUGACAGCCUGAUGGGGGAUGAGCCUGAAGGGAUUGGGGGCACCAACUUCGUGGCACCUCCAACAGCAUCAGUACCAGCCAAUCUUGGAGCACCCAUCGGCAGUGGCCUGAGUGACCUCUUUGACCUAACCAGUGGCGUGGGCACCCUGUCAGGAUCAUAUGUGGCCCCCAGAGCAGUCUGGCUCCCAGCCAUGAAGGCCAAGGGGCUAGAGAUCUCAGGCACCUUCACCCGCCAGGUGGGCUCCAUCUCCAUGGACCUGCAGCUGACCAACAAGGCCUUGCAGGUCAUGACCGACUUUGCCAUCCAGUUCAACCGCAACAGCUUUGGCCUGGCCCCCGCCGCCCCCCUCCAGGUCCACGCGCCACUCAGCCCCAACCAGACAGUGGAGAUCUCCCUGCCUCUCAGCACGGUGGGCUCGGUCAUGAAGAUGGAGCCCCUGAACAACCUCCAGGUGGCUGUGAAGAACAACAUCGAUGUCUUCUACUUCAGCACCUUGUACCCACUGCACAUUCUCUUUGUGGAGGAUGGGAAGAUGGACCGGCAGAUGUUCCUGGCCACAUGGAAGGAUAUUCCCAAUGAGAAUGAGGCCCAGUUCCAGAUCAGAGACUGUCCUCUCAAUGCAGAGGCUGCGAGCAGCAAGCUGCAGAGCAGCAACAUCUUCACCAUCGCCAAGAGGAACGUGGAGGGCCAGGACAUGCUCUACCAGUCCCUGAAGCUGACCAACGGCAUCUGGGUGCUGGCGGAGCUGCGGAUCCAGCCGGGCAACCCCAGCUGCACGGUGAGAGCCCCAGCACCCGCUGCCCUGUGGCCUUGGAGCCUCCUCUCCCUUCCAGGCCAGGAGCUGGCUCUGGUGGAGGACGUGGUCCAAGCGUCCCUUCAAGCCUGGCUUGAACCAGAAUCAGUUCUGUCCCUGGGAAGGACCUUUCUAGAAAGCUUCCAACUCAACCCCGUCAAGUUACCCAGAUAAGACACCAGUUGGGUAUGAGAACAGUGAGUUGGACUAGAAGACUGUGUAAAAUUGGGCCCUGGGAGGUGGUGCAGUUGGCUGGGCACCCCCUGACUGGGAAGUGGCAUUGCUGGGCACAGGCCCUGACCCUGCCCUGUGAGUGCCUGCAUGUCCGGCUGGGAGGACAUUGGUUCCCAGGAGCCCGAGCUUCCCAGGCCUUGAGGCAGACCCGUCAGGGGUGGCUUCCCUGGGGCACGAAGUUAUCCUGGAGGCCUGCGCUGCCUUUCCAGGGCCCUGGACAGCCCCAUGCUCUGCUUCUCCCCUGCACCCCUGAGUCUCUGGCAGGCGUGGUCCUCCAGACACUGCCCCUCCUGGGCCCUGCUGGCAGCGCUGGUUGGUGGGGGGCUGCCGUGUGGCUUCGGUGGUGGUAACUUCCGUCUCCGUGUUUGGUUGCUGCAUGUCACCUUCCCCGCUGGUGCCCGUGGUACAGGACUUAGAGGUUAGCAGAUCACUUUCUCUUUCCUCAUCUGUCCUCCCCAGCCUCGGCUCCUGUCCUGGCCCCCAUGCACCCCAUCUCACCUGGCAGGCUCCAUCCAGGUGGCCCUGAUUGAGGUGCUGACACCCCACUUCCACACAUUGACACUGUGCACAGAGCCCUUCCUAGGAGGCCCGGAGGAGCCCCACGGGCUGCUGCUGACCUGUGGAACUCCACUGUUCCCACUUCCUGACUGCACCCUGCAGAACCAGUGCUUUAGAGUGGAUGGGUGGGGGCUCCUCCCUCCUCUGCCUGUGAUCUCA